AUGCCUAUCGUCAGAAUAGGUCCAACAUUUUCUUCUCUCCAAAAAUACAACGUCAACGAUGACCAAAAUCCAUUUCUCGUCAAUUCUGAACAUUUCACUGGAUAUAUAACAGGUCGGUUUAAACCAACAAAUUUCGAUCGAUCCGAUCAUUUAUGGACUUUUGAUGACUUACUAUUUUGCGCUGAAACUGAAAGAUCUAUAAGUCCACCAAUGGGCGCUUCUCUUGUCGUUAAAUUUGCUAGAUAUAUAGAUCCAGGUUUUACCGCUGAUGGCAUGUUUCUAGAGAAAAGACCUUGGGCUGGUACAGAUGACGAUAAAAAUACGUAUUACGAUGAAAAAAUGGACAUUUCCAAGAAAGAUUUAUUACCGGAAUUUCCCACAAUUUCGUGUGAUCAUUCUUCUUUAUUACCCGUGGAUCCUUGGAUUUAUCAUGGUCAAAAUCAUCUAAGUGAAGAUACUAGUCUUAUCUUUACUGAUAAAAAGGUCAAUCUUAAUUCCAAAAAGCAUUUGUUUGUAGGGAUAAAAAGGGUGAUUCCAUUUUUUUUGUAA
Messenger RNA from Racocetra fulgida, 549 nucleotides. The record is from the annotation of a GenBank genome assembly. Lineage: Eukaryota; Fungi; Glomeromycota; Glomeromycetes; Diversisporales; Gigasporaceae.